GGUCGGCGAGCCCGAGCCCUGUUGCAGUCCUGCAAAGUGUGGGUCGAGCUGUCCGCGGCCGGAGCAUGAAGCGGCUCCACCCCCCGGCUGUGCGUGCAGCCCCCGGAGCUGGUGCGCGCCGCCCCGGCUGCUGAGAAGCCCGCGGCCCCCGGAGCGACGGAGCCGCGCCGCCAGGGAUUGAGAGUUCUGAAGGAGGCUGAUGGACUCAGUUGGUAGACUUGCCUGUCUUACCAUGACUGCCCCAAACUCGACUGCUGGAGACCUGGCCCUGGCCCCCCUUGUCACGUGCAAACUCUGCCUGUGUGAACAGUCUCUGGACAAGAUGACCACACUCCAGGAUUGCCGGUGCAUGUUUUGUACAGCUUGCCUGAAACAGUACAUGUUGCUGGCAAUUCGAGAAGGAUGUGGCUCUCCAAUCACGUGUCCUGAUAUGGUGUGCCUAAAUCAGGGGACCCUGCAGGAAGCCGAGAUUUCCUGCCUGAUGCCUGUGGACCAGUUUCAGCUCUAUCAGCGGUUAAAAUUUGAACGAGAAGUUCAUCUGGACCCUUGCCGAACCUGGUGCCCCGUGGCAGACUGUCAGACUGUAUGCCCUGUUGCCCCAAGUGACCCCGGGCAGCCGGUGCUGGUAGAAUGCCCUUUGUGCCACCUGAAAUUCUGCUCCUGUUGCAAGGAGGCCUGGCAUGGGGAUGUCUCCUGCAGAGAUAGCCAGCCCUUCGCCCUGCCCACGGAACGCGGGGCGCUCUUUGGGACAGAUGCCGAAGCCCCCAUUAAGCAGUGCCCCGUGUGCCGGGUGUACAUCGAGCGCAAUGAAGGCUGUGCCCAGAUGAUGUGCAAGAACUGCAAGCACACCUUCUGCUGGUACUGUCUCCAGAACCUGGAUAAUGACAUUUUCCUCAGACAUUAUGACAAAGGGCCAUGCAGGAAUAAGCUGGGCCACUCCAGGGCGUCAGUGAUGUGGAACCGAGCACAGGUGGUGGGGAUUCUUGUGGGAUUGGGCAUCAUUGCCCUGGUGACCUCCCCGCUGCUGCUCCUCGCGUCCCCAUGUAUCAUCUGCUGUGUCUGCAAGUCCUGUCGAAGCAAGAAGAAAAACCACGACCCACCCACCACCUAAAACAUCCAUGUUCCUGUCCACGCGCCACGCAUGUCUGGGUUGUAAUGUGAGACCACACCUCGACGAAGCUCCCCUCUCCUUGGCGAACUUGUUUCCUUCCUCCCGGCCAGACUUUGCAAGUGCCUGCGUCCAGACUUUGAGCUUGCCUGCCCACCUUGAGCCCCCGACGAGGCCGUCUGUUCCCCGCAGACAGAGCCCCAGGUUCCGCAGGCCAGGCCACGGCUGUGGAGCACCGCUGGAGAGUUUGUCGCUGCUGGGGGAGGAGCAAGUAAAUCUUCACUUCAUCGUUCAAAGGAUCUACCUGGACAGUUCAACUUCCGGUCCCAUGGAAGGAACCGAGGGAGCCUUCAGCAGAAUAAACGAGUCACCACAGUUGGUGACAUACACAGCAGCGGAGACGCGAGAGUCUGUUCUGUUGAGUUGAGCCCCAGGAGGAACUUGUGCAGGAGGGUAGUGUCCGCCUGGGACCGGAAGUCUAAGACUAUUGCCAGGGAAAUUCUAAGAGAGCUGGAGCAGGCGGCUGGAAAGCCUCCACUGGCUUCUGAGUGUGCCUCCCCUUCCCAACCUCCCCUUCCAGAUGUGACAGAAGUGGUCCGUUUUUCCUUGUGCGAUCUCAGCUUCAAGCAGGAAGACCUACAGGACAGGGGGAGUUGUCCCGUCCCACUGAAAGGUGGCAGCGUGUCAAACAAGACCGUCUCUUGUAGUAUCUCACCCUUGACUAGUGUCACUCUCAGAAGCGGUCAGCUCUUCUUACAGCCAGUGGCUGUGAUCUACAAGAUUAUCUUCUAUCGAGUCUAGGUAGAAUGGCCGAGGUUCAAAACCUUCAUCUUAGACACCUAGAGCUGUGUGUUCCUGCAGCUGACAAGUUUAGAGCUAGACCUUACUGUCCACACUUGGUGUGAAUAUUAAAAUCCACAUGUACAUCUAGGAUCUAUAUAACUUACGACCUACCUAAAUUUUUCUAUACUUUGGGCCUGCGUGGAUAUACCCAAUAGUAGACACAAAAUAAAUGUUUACUUAAAAGCCUUACUUAAAGCCUAUUUUUUUCUUCUGUGGCAAAUAUGUUUUGUUACAAAUCAACCAAAAGAUUUUUUUUUUUGCAUACUGUAUGUGUAAACUUUGGUUGCAAGCCCCCGACUUACCUGUAGGUAUUGCCUCAUCAGCUAGCUCUUCAAAUACUAUUUAGUAUGAUGUCAUGUCAUCUUGGUUUGUAAAAAUGCUGGUGGAUAAUCAAGUGAAUUACAUGUUUUCAAAGAGUAGUUCUCUUCUUAGUCAAGUUUAUAGUAUUGUGCUUUCAACCCUGUGAAGGCCAUCUGAAUUCUUUCUGAGGGUAUAGGCACUGAUAAAAUGACAAUAAAUAUGUAAGAUAACAUGUAAAUGCUUUAUAUUCAGUCGUUCGCACUUGUAUCAUCUCCUUGUGACUUAUUUUUCACAUAAUACAUUAGCCAGAUUUCGAAUAAACGGGUUUUGAAAAGAAUACUCUCCAACGACAGGAUUACAUACAUAAUUGCCAUUAGCAAUGCAGUCUGGUGCUUUAUGAGAUCUAUAUUAGGUGUUAAUGGAGAACUCUCCUUGAAGCCAGGGAAGUUGUGUCAGGAGUUAUCAGGACCUCUGAUAUUUUCUGAGGUUCCUGGGUAACUAGAUUAUUUAAUUGCUGCUGUCUUAUUAUUAAGAAUGAUGCUUUGCCUAUGUACUAGAAUGUAUUUUAAGUGGGGGAUGUGUAUAUGUAAGGAGCUUUCAUGCAUCCAUCUAUAUUGAUAUCUGAUAUAUGUAUAGUGUGUCCAUUGGUCUCGUCCAUUUUUAUUUACAGUUUGUAUAGCACAUAGAUGAGAACUCUGGGAAAAUUUUGAAUGGCAGCCUACCAAAAACAUUUUUAAGGAUUUAUUAGAAAUUUCUCAGUGUUACCUUUAUUUUCCUCUGAAACUCAGAAUUAUUUCAGUAAAAGAGUCAAUCCCCUCUUCAAUCAAUGUAUUUCAUAUCAGCAUAAAUACAGAUGUAGAUAUUUUUGAAGACUUUGCUUUGUCUUAUACUGCCUCAUUAUUAUAAAGGGCAUUUAUCACUGCUCAGGGGAACCACAGGAAUUCAACUGAAAUUGAAAUUUUUGUAUCAAGAGAGCCUGCAGUGGCAAUGUACUCCUCUAUGUGUAGAUUCUCCAAGCUUUGUUCCACCAUAUUUAAAUAAUUGGGACUGAUGUCAGAUCUUCUAAAAGUGCUGUGCUGUCAGAGCAAAAGGCUCUUGCAUUUGGGACAAAGUCUAAAGAAAACAUCUAUACCCUAGGUCAAAUGUUAAGAACAUGACUUCUCAAAGAGAUACUGUAGCAGUUACCUAGUGGGUACUGUAAUCGCAUCUCUGUACUGUAAACUCCUUAGCUUCCUUUCUGUGUGUCGUGCAGAAAGAGCAGGGGUGAGGAGUUGCGCUGAAUUUAAAUAACGGAGUUAAGCUUUUUCAAGGUGCAAAAGUGCCUGGAAUAUGGUGUCUUCUUUCUGAUAGAGCCAAAUGAAUUGCUUUGUUAGCGCCAAAGGGAAAAAGUUGGUAGGCGAAACCCAGGUUUUUCUCUGGUGCACCAGGGAGAGAGGUGCAAGCCAAUUUAGAGACAUUGUUUACAAAGGGGAGAGCUGACAACUUGGAUAACAAAGACUGAUGUUUUCUUUUCGGAGUAAUUGACCAAUAAAAGUGUUUAAUCUCAGCUCCUUCCUUUGUCAGCUUUAUUUUUUCUGUGUGAUCCUCUUUCUGUAUUAGGAGGGGACAUGUGUCUACAUGGUAAUAAGUGGAUGUUGUGGCAAAAAUCUUCAUGUGUUUACAUGAGUGUAGAACAUUUGACAGAGAAAUAAAAAUCCUCUUUGGUCCCUCCUAAGUAUGUUGUCUUAUUGAGAGAGAGCGAGUGAGCCAGAAAGAGAGAGAGAGAGAGAGAGAGAGAGAGAGAGAGAGAGAGAGA
This is a messenger RNA of Sorex araneus (European shrew), 4046 nucleotides long. RefSeq names its product ring finger protein 144B (gene RNF144B). NCBI's taxonomy places the organism in Eukaryota, Metazoa, Chordata, Mammalia, Eulipotyphla, Soricidae. The coding region runs from base 200 to 1111 and encodes 303 amino acids. The transcript has 8 exons. Gene Ontology annotation, cellular component: mitochondrial membrane; ubiquitin ligase complex; cytoplasm. Gene Ontology annotation, molecular function: zinc ion binding; ubiquitin protein ligase activity; ubiquitin conjugating enzyme binding. Gene Ontology annotation, biological process: positive regulation of proteasomal ubiquitin-dependent protein catabolic process; ubiquitin-dependent protein catabolic process; protein polyubiquitination. The record is from RefSeq and is a predicted model, not a curated record.